This is a messenger RNA of Rhagoletis zephyria (snowberry fruit fly), 7533 nucleotides long. It is a transcript of the gene Tig, whose product is annotated as Tiggrin. Lineage: Eukaryota; Metazoa; Arthropoda; Insecta; Diptera; Tephritidae. The record is from RefSeq and is a predicted model, not a curated record.
UUGAAAUCAGUUGAAUACUCGCGUUCGUCGCGUUCAAAUCGAAAAGUUUUCGAAUCUAAAAGCGCGCUAGAACACAACCACCCCACUUUGGUGUUGUGAUUGUGUUUGUGUGCAUAUAAAAAUAAAAAAAGGUGACUUUUUAAUUGCAAAGCACCCAGUGAAGUGUGUAUAGCUGUGUGAGUGCGAGUGCAGGAUCCUUGCAGUUGGAUUAUACAAGUGUGAGACUUGUGAUAUAUUUUUUCGUUUUGAAAUUUGAAUUUCAUAAGCGAAAUUAGUGUGCAAGAAGCACUGCCAGUCGAUUUUAAGUUACUCUAAUGGAGUACUAGUGGAUUUCGCGCGAGAAAAGAGUUAUUACAAGCAUACUCAUCUGAAGCUUCACUAAUCGACUAUCCCCGUUCAAAAUGAAGGCCCUGAGCCUUUUAUUGGCGCUACUCUGCGUAGCGCAAUGGCGCGCGCAUGCUUACAUCGUCGGCAGCACGUCCGGCUACUCACAUUCGUCACGCUAUGCAUCAUCUUCGUCCUCCUCAUCUGCCAGUGGCAGCUCAUCCUGUUGUCAACUAAGUUCCUGGGCCUAUGCCCAUAUUAAUGAAGUGCGGCAGUUUGCAACUCGGCUGAGACAGGAAUACAAUUACAUGUCGCAGGGUACCAGCACCGGCUACAGUGUGCAGGACACACAAUGGGAUGCAAAUAUCAUCAGUCUGACCGGCAAGACUGGCUCUGAGUUGGAUGCACUCGUGCGUCGUGUUAGCGAGCAAUUGGUUACCGACAUGCGUAAAGGCCUCCUGCCUUACACAACCAUCAUCGCACCGAACUUCUUCGAAUCAAAGGCAGCCGAAACCCUGGAAACUUACACUGCCGCCAGCGACGAUUACGGUCAACAACAGCAACAGAUCGAAGUUGGCCACUUUCAACCGGUCGAUCUUUCGAACUUCGAUGAGGUACGCAACUAUGCUUACCCCGCCGAAGUGAAAGUCAUCGACGGCAAAACUUAUGUGGUGCACAAGAAUUGCACUGAGGCCAAGAAGGUGAGCGGCGACGGCACGUACGGCAGUCCGCUGGUCACCGUUCGCAGUCGCAAUCGCACUACUAUUGCCACCAGCGGCGGUAUACCGGCCUAUACAUAUGGCACAGGUGGUUACAGCAGCGGUUCCUUGGUAUCUGGCAGUACUGCCUCCUACCCAAGUCCCAUUUAUGCGCAGCCUGGAACUAGCAGCAGCAGCACUUCGACAACCUUGCGACGCAAGAAUACCGUCUAUGAUUGGGUAAAUCAGAAUAUGGAACCUAGUGUUAUGGGCUAUAAUCCAGUGGUAAAUGUUGCGGGUUCUUCAAAUUGGCAAGCGGGUGCCUACCAACCAGCUACAAACGUCCCCUUCGACGCUGAUGUGGAGGCGCUUAGCGCUGGCAGUCCAGCGUUCCGACCAAGUUAUGCGCCCGGCUCUACAGUGACGGUGCGGCGGUUCAAUAAGACAAUUAUUACCAAUCCUGAUGGCACAAAUACGGUUAGUGGUUCUGAACUGAAUCGCAAGUGGGUUGAUGGUAAACUCGUAUACGACUCGCAGCGGCCAUUCGGUGAAUGGACUGUACCACGUGGCGAGGCCUGGAAGCAGGAAGAACGUGAACGUUUCUUUUGGUUUUUGACACAAGGCAAUAUAACACCACAGCGUCUGGAGGAAUGGCAACGGCAGCAAGAGGAACGUCUCUUGGCUACGGCUGAACGCCAUCACACUACGAUUGAGAACAUACAGGCGUGGCACCGUGACGAGUUGGACCGUUAUCGCGUGUUGUUGGGUCAAUAUCAGGCACAAAAUUCCAACUUGACCGGCUGGAAGCGUACGGAAGCUGGACGCCUCGAUUGGUUGAUACACCAGAAUAGCGUUACACGUGAAGAGUUGGAGCGUUGGCAGCGCGAGAACAAUGAGAAAUUGGUGCAAUUGGCACGCCAGUACAAUAUUUCGUUGCAAGAAUUAAAGAACUGGCAAAUCGAGGAAUUGAAUCGCCUCUACGCGCACUUUAAUGAUCAAAACAAUUCGUUGAUUUCGCGUCCCAUCGAUUCGGGCUCUCUACGCACCAGUGAACAAGAACGUCUGGAGGAGCUAAUACGCCAACACAACGCCACAAUUACACAGCUACAAAACUCAAUACGAAUGGAUCAAGAAAAGCUCACCAACUUAGGACAAAAGUAUCGUGGCAACGUGCAGGAUAUGGAAAAAUGGCUGAAGGGUGAAAUGGCGCGCCUGAAUGGCAUAAUCAACGAGCAACGCAACGAGAUGACACGAGUGACCGAAUGGCAACGUUCAGAGCGUGAGCGUUUGGAGAAUGUGGUUAAGCAACACCGUGGCUCGGUGGAGGAGGUGGAGGCACAAAUGGCACGUGAUCGCAACUAUAUGCAAGCGUUGGCCGCGAAGUACCAUGUGAGCCUAGAGGAACUCGAGAAAUGGCAGAGCUCUGAGUUGGACCGUUUACAUAACGAGAGUCAGACCAAACUUGAGUUGGAUAUUCAAGAGUGGCAGCGCCGUGAACGUGAGCACCUGAAAUCGAUUGUGAAUAAGAACGACUUGACCAUUGAGGAAUUCCAAGCGAAGAUCAUGAGCGAUCGUUCGCGGCUUGAGGAUCUGGCGAAGACCUACAAGAUACAAGUCUCCGAAGUAGAGGAAUGGAUAAGGAAUGAAAUUAAGAAUUUCCAAUCGCAGGGACUACUGAAGGAGGUCGAAAAAGAGCUGGCGGCCUGGCAGCAGAAGGAACGUGAGCGCUUGAAUUCUAUUGUGCGGCAAAACGAGUUGACCGUUGAAGAGCUGGAGACGAAAAUAAAAGCGGAUCAAACGCAUCUCUACAGUUUGGCAAACACGUACCAAGUUCGAGUUGAGGAGAUUGAAGAAUGGUUGAAGAAGGAGUUAUUGCGUCUGCAGGGCGAAGGCCUCAUCAAGGUCGAGGACUUGAAGGACUGGCAGCGACAAGAGCGUGAGGAUAUACUGAAGAUUGUGCAGGAGAAUAAGUUGACUAUUGAGGAGUUCGAGAAGAAGCUGUUGGCUGACAGACAGCGCUUGCAAGAUCUAGCACGCACUUAUAAUGUACAAACGUCAGAGAUUGAGGGUUGGAUCAAAAAAGAAGGCGAACGUCUGCAAAGCUUGGGUUUGUUGCAGAUACAAGAACAGUUGAGUAACUGGCAGAAAAUCGAGCGGGACCGUCUGCUGGAAUUGGUUAACAAGAAUAAUCUAUCCAUUGAUGAACUGCAAGAAAGCAUCAAGAAAGACCGCCAGCACUUAUACACUCUGGCGCAUCAGAACCAAGUGCGCGUUGAGGAGGUCGAGGAGUGGAUCAAGAAAGAGAUUCAAAAACUGCAAGCAGAGGGGCUGAUUGAAAUGGAAAAACUCAAGGACUGGCAAUCGCAAUGGCGUGGCAAUCUGACAAAUAUGGUUAAGGAACGUGACUUCACGGUGGAAGAAUUCCACAAGUGGCUAUUAGAGGAUCGCAAGCGACUGCAGGAUCUCGCCAUGCAACACAACGUGCAAAUCGAAGAGAUCGAACAGUGGGUGCGCAAUGAGGAGCAACGCUUCAUCAGCAUGGGACUGCUGAAACCCAACGAGAAGCUAACCAACUGGCAAGCGGUGGAACGUCGUUACUUGGAGCGUAUCACGCAGGAGCAGUACCACUCCACCGAGCAAUUGGAGCAGCGCCUGCGUCAGGAUCGUGAGUUGCUUGAAAAGUUGGCGCGCGACUACAGCGUUCAAGUCGAGGAAAUCGAGCAGUGGAUGAAGAAAGAGUUGGCUCGCUUGCGUGACGAUGGCCAGUUGCAAAUUGACAAUCUCACCGCUUGGCAGAUAGCCGAACGCGCGCGGCUCGAGGAGCUGGUUAAGCAAAAUAAGGCAUGGAGUGUAGAGGAAUUCGAAAGUGUGCUACGCCAAGAUCGGGAACAUAUGCAGAAAAUGGCCUUCCAAUACCACACAUCGGUGGAGGAAAUCGAGAAAUGGAUACAAUCUGAGGUGGAUCGUCUUCGGCAACAGGGCAAACUCGAUAUCGAGAAGCUCACUGAGUGGCAGAAGACUGAGCAUGAUCGCAUUUUGAACUUGCUACAACAACAAUCCACCAUCACAGUGGAAGAGUUCGAGGAGAAAGUGCAAAAAGAUAGACGUUUCCUAAUCAACUUGGCUAACCAGUAUCAUGUGAGCGUAGUGGAGGUCGAGGCUUAUGUCAAGAAGGUCAUCGACGAGUUGCGCAACAAGGGCAAGUUUGAGGUGGAGAAUCUGCAGAAUUGGCAGCUGGUCGAGCGCGACUACAUCAAACAGCUGAUCGGGCAAUACCAAAAUGGUCUAUCCACCACCGAGUACGAGCAGAAAUUGUUGGCAGAUCGCGCACAUUUGCAUCAGCUGGCCGAUCAGUAUCGCAUCAGUAUCGAUCAAAUCGAAAAGUGGAUGAUUGAAGAGUUGAAACGUUUGCGUAAAGACUCAGCCGAUCACGUACAGAAGCUUGCGGAGUGGCAAGUGGCGGAAGCGCAACGCUUGAAGGAACUCAUACGCCAAAAUAACCAUUUGAGUUAUGUUGAAUUUCAAAUGGAGCUCAAUAAGGAGCGCCAACGUUUACAAGAGCUUGCCCGCCAGUACUCGGUGAGUGUUGAGGAGGUCGAAACGUGGCUGCGUCAGCAAUUGGUCAACCUGAAGGCCACCGGACAAGUGCAAGUGGAGAGCCUCACACAGUGGCAAAGUGAUGAGCAGAAACGACUGAUUGAUAUGCUGCUACAACAACAGAAUAGCAUCAGCUAUGACGAGUUCGAGUCACAGCUACGCCGCGAUCGCGCGCAUUUGCAAAGUUUGGCGCAGGAGUACAGCGUGAGCGUUGAGCAAAUCGAAGCUUGGAUGCGUGACGAACUACAGCGUCUGAAGAACACCGGACUAUUGCAAGUCGAGCAGUUGACUUACUGGCAAAAGAGCGAACGCGACCGUUUGCAGGAUUGGUUAAAUCGACAGAAUAACGCCACUACCUAUGAAGAGUUCAACGAGUUCUUGCGUCGCGAUAAAGCACGUCUUGAGCGCAUUGCACAGGACUACCAAGUGACAGUCGAAGAGGUCGAAUCGUGGGUGCAGCAAGAGGGCGCACGUUUGCAAGUGCUCGGCUUGAUUAAAGGUCCCCAGAACUAUGCUGUUUACGAGGACCACAGCGGCAACGAUGAAUGGAAGGUAUACACGCUUGCACAUCUGAAAGCCGUAGCGCAAACUGUGCCCAUGAAUUGGCAAGAUUUUGAGAAUUACUUGGUUAAGGAGCGCAUGCGUUGGGAACAAUUUGCACGCCAAUAUAAUGUCAGCGUGGAAGAGAUCGAAGAGUAUAUACGCGAAGAGGCACAGAAACUUAAUCAGCAGGGAGUCAUAACCGGCUCAGUGACGGUGGAGGAGUGGGAGUUCGAAGAGAGUCAACACAUACAGAACUUGAUUAACGAUCGGUUACGCAAGCAGCAGCGUUGGUCCAUAGAAGAACUCGAAAGGCAGCUGAGGCAAGACCAGGAGCAUUUGCGUCAAUUGGCUAUACAAUACCACGUCACAGUCGAGGAAGCCGAGGCCUGGUACAGGCAAGAGCUGCAACGUCUGCUGGACCAGAACAAAAUCAUUUCGGAGCACUUGGUCGACUGGCAACGUCGUGAGAAGGACCGACUGUACCGCCUAGUCACACGCCAACCCGGCGUGACCGUGGAGGUGUGGGAAGAGCAAAUUUUGCGCGAUAGAACUACACUCAACAAUUUGGCCGAUGAGUACCAUGUGUCUAUCGAAGAACUAGAAUCAUGGAUCAAUAAUGAAUUACGGCGUCUUGCCGACUUGGGACUUGUACGCAACUUGCACCAGUCCAGCGACUACAACAACUGGCAAAAGCAGGAGAGUGAGCGUUUGCGUAGUAUUGCUGCUGAGAUCAACAUUACCCAAAUUGAAUUCCUCGAGUUUAUUGCCGCUGACACCGAUUAUCAGCGUCGUUUGGCGAAACUCUACGGCACCACGCUCGAGCAACUGGCGCCCUUCCAGAGCAUCGAAAUCAGUCACUUGCAGCGUGAAGGACUCUUAGACAAUACCAAGCUGUUAACGCUGGAGCAAUGGCAGAAGCGUGAACGUGAUCGUCUUUACAAUUUGAUUAAAAAUCAAAACUUUAGUCUGAAGAAUCUACGCAACUGGCAACGACAGGACAUGUUCCUCAACGAAGUGGCCGCAAAUUACGGCAUCACAACGCAGGCACUGAAAGACUGGCAAAUUAAGGAAUUCGAGCGUUUCAUACAACUCGCUGAACACUAUGGCAUGACGUUGAACCAGCUGCAGGACUUCCGCGACAAAGAAUGGCGCUACAUCAACUUCGUGAUGCACAAGAAGACCAGCAAUGAGGCGGAGCGCAUCAAUUGGGGUGCCGAGGAGGCGAAACGUAUGGCAGUGCUGGAGCGCAAGACCGGCUUGGCGGGCGAGGAACUACUCGAAUGGCGACGCAUACUCUAUCUGCUGUGCCAAGGUCUCCUGCCCAUGGACUCUACCACCGGCUUUGGCGGUCACGAAAUUGGCGCUGGUUCCACUAAUCGCACUGCUUGGCCACAUAAUGUGAUCUCCAAGGAUCGUGGCGAUCAGCCGCCGCAUGUAUACGACGAAAAUGGUGACGUAGAAGAGCCCGGUUUGGCCGGUCAAGACAAUGCUUUAUAUCCACUGCCAAAUGCUGCUAUAAAAGAAGAAACAACCACGCAAUAUCCAGCCUACCCAGCGCCCUACGCACCGCUUGCCAGCGGUGGCCGAACGAGUGGCUAUCGUUAUAGCAAGAAAGAAUACAAAUACACUGUGCCAGCUGGUGGUGUUAACGCUGUGGCUAGCGCCGAUGCGAGCAGUAGCGCGACCAGUGCAAGCGCUAAUAUCGGCUUAGGAGGUCGUACACGCUAUGGACGCGAGCGUGAACUUGACACGCAACUACAGCAGCAGCAGCAGCAAAAGGUGGAUGACUACGGUCAACAGCAGCAGGUUGAAGUCGGUUGGAAUGGCAAGCUAGAAGAUGGCGGGCAACAGCAGGAAGUCGACUUAGGUUGGAAUGCACAGCAACAGCAGCAAGCGCAGUUCGGUUAUGGCCGCAGCAGUUCCGGUGGUUAUACGUCGUCAUCACAGCAGUCGCAGCAGCAGCAGGAAGACUUCGGUCAACAACAACAAGUGGAAUUGGGCGAUUACAAGCAACACGAUUGGGAUCAGCAGCAGCAAGUGCAGGUCGAAGAUCUUAGCGGUAGCUUCACAGGCGCACAUAGCAGCUACAAUCAGAAGCAAGUGUCCAGCACUGAGGCGAAUGCGCAUGUCGAGGUCACAGCAGAGCCAGAAAGCACUGGUUUAUGGGGCUCGAUUAAGAAGAAGGCUUCCGGAAUAUUUGGCUGAUUUAUUUUAUCAAAGAACGCCCAAAAAUAUUUAAUUUAAAAACUCGAAAUUAAAAAAAAAAAAAUCGAAAAAGCGAUACUCUUUUGUUCAAUAAACUUCUUCAGUUGUUUUUAUUUAAUGUAAAUUUAUGUAUAUUGUUUUUAUGCCUUAUUUCGCAUUGUUUUUU